UACUGCUUUUCCACUGGGAUGGGCAGUGAAAGCGCUUCUCCGUGCACAAGAACAGACGGAUGUCAUUUAUGAAAUAAAUACACUGCGAUUCACAGGAGAAUGACCUAGAAAGAGAUCCAGGGAAAAGAGGAGAGGAUUGGUCGAGUCAAGAUGAGUUUGACAUCCUGGUUCUUGGUGAGCGGCGGGGGAACAAGGCACCGCCUUCCCCGGGAAAUGAUCUUUGUGGGACGGGACGACUGUGAGCUUAUGCUACAGUCUCGCAGCGUAGACAAACAGCACGCUGUCAUCAAUUAUGAAGUAUGUGCAGACGAACAUAAAGUUAAAGACCUGGGCAGUCUGAAUGGGACAUUUGUCAAUGAUGUUCGAAUACAAGAACAGCAGUAUAUGACUUUGAAAAUGGGUGACAAGCUACGGUUUGGCUAUGAUACCAACCUAUUCACAGUGGUGCGUGGAGAGUUACAUGUCUCAGAGGAGGCGCUGAAGCAUGAAAAGUACACCAGUCAGCUGCAGCUGACGCAAAAGCCCUCCUCAUCAGUAGAAACCACCAAAAGUCCAGAGGUUAAAGGGGCAGAGGGAGGAAAAGAGACCAAACCCUCUGAACCACCACCAAAGGCAGAGGAGAAGUUGCCAGGUGACAUAGCUGCUCUCCACAGAGGAACCCCUCUGUAUGGACAGCCAUCUUGGUGGGGCGAUGGUGAUGCAGAUGAUGAAAAUUCUUUGAAACAUGACACAAAGGCUCCUGACCAAAAACAAGCCAGGUGUGAAGCAGGCCGUAAGGACAGUCCAACAAAGCAGCAGGUUGGGCCAGGAACCACAGCCCAGAACUUGGGAACCCAGGAGCCAAGUUACUUUGAGAUCCCUUGUAAGGAGACUCCACAAGUGGGGUGUGGCACAGGAGAAACCCUUCCUGUUAGCACAGAGGCAGCAGCAUCAGCUUCCACCAUCCCAGCGCAGGAGGGUGGAGUGCCUGGACACGCCUCUUUCACUAUUGAGUUUGACUCCGUGGCUUCAGGAAAAGGCAAGGACAAGGCUGUGAAAGGAUCCCAAGACAAUCGCCAACGCCCUAAAAGAGGGGGAGGGGAGGAGCUGAGUGCCUUGCAGGCUGCCAUGGUGGCAGCGGAGGUUAAGGUGGCAGACUGGCUGGCACAGAAUGAGCUGCCACUGACCCGCUCAGAAUCUGUAGCAGAGGAUGAAGGAGACAGCGUGAAAAGUGAUGUUCCAGUGCAGCUGAAGAGCCUCAGAGGCAGCAAGCAUGAGGAUGGCACUCAGAGUGACUCUGAGAAUGCUUUGGGAGAACAGCUCAGCAGCCGAAGGGCGUUCCUGCAGGAGCGUUACAGAGGAAGGCAGGGUGUGUCAAGGACAGAAGAGCAUUUCUGUGGGAGGGAAGAUCUCUUCCAGGAUAAAUCAUCAUCUGCAUCUAGAAAGAUGGCACCAGUAGGGGGUGAGGAUAGCGAAAAAGCAACCCGUUCUUCACCACAGAAAGCCAAAACACCCAGACAGCAAAGCUCUGUGUCUCAAGAGACUACUAAUAAAGGACAAAUAGAUGACCAAAGCGAUAGAGGGACCUACACUAUAGAGCUGGAAAAUGGCAAUGCUGAGGAAGAAGAGGCCAGGCGUAUGAUUGAUAAGGUGUUUGGGGUGGAGGAUAAUCAAGCCCUGACACAACUGCGUUUCCCAAAGCACCAAAGAGAUAGAGGCACCAUCUCUCCAAGAUCUGGAACCAUGGAAACAACACAAGCUGGUUAUGUGUUACCAGAUGACUUGGUUGUAGCAGGUGGUCCAAGGUGGAUCUCACAGUGGGCUAGCCUAGCUGCAAGUCAUAUACGAACAGAUCCUGAGGGGUCUGGGGCUGAACCCACUAUGCUUACUACGGAUAAAAAAGAGGACACAUCAGGACACUCAGAACGUAAGCGAAGGACCCUCCCACAGCUUCCCUCUGAAGACUCUGCUAUGGAACCAGUGGCUCCAGACAGCCAAAGAAGACAAUUCAGGCAAACAGUCCCUCUGUCUGAGAAACAGGACCUAGAACUUCAGGAGAAAGCAGAUCAGUUUCAUAGAAUUUCCAAAGGACAAAGAGUGGCAGAAACAACCUUAGCAAGCAAAGACUUAGAUCGGUCCAAAGCGAGCAAGCAAGCUUCAACCAAAACUCAUGACGUGGGGUGUAAGGUUGGUCAACAAGGACCUCAAUCAAGACAGACUGUAGGGGGUGAGAAGAAACAAGAUGAUGGGAGACGGAAAAAAGUGGUGGAGGACAGGGAAAAGACUGGGAAGCCGCUAUUGAGACAGGAAAGCUUUACAGUAGAAAGACCAAGUGCUAAUGUUCCCCUGGAGCUCAUACCUUGCAUCGAUGGGCCUGGUACCUCAGUCCAGCCAAGGGAAAUGGGUGUUAUCAGUGAGGCAAUUGAUGUUGUCAAUAUGCUAAAAGACUCAGAGGCUGUAGCUUCUUUUUUGGAAACCACUCUAUCAGACCUUGCAGAUCCACCCAGCUACUCCCUGGAGGGCUCUGUCUCACCUGAAUCUGACAUUGAUACGACAAGCACUGUCAGUCAAGCUGGGGGAGAGGGAAGACGAAAAACAGCCCAAAGGAAACAUUCGUCUGGAGGUCCAGAUCGUGACACUAAUAAGCACACCAGAGCAACUGAAAGGAAGAGCAAGACUCAGCCCGCUGGCUCAGCUGGAUCAAGGGCUUGGACUUCUCUCGACCUAACAGAUGAUGACUUAAGCUCUUCUUUUACACAAGACACUACAUCUUCCAAGAGACCACAUGGCCGGGGACAAAAUAUCAGCUCUAGGGCAGAGCCUACAGGUGGCAAAACUAGAGGAGCAAAGACAGCAGUUGCUCCUGCACCGGUUACCUCUAAACCAACCACCCAGCCCAGACCAACACGGGCUUCUCUCCUUCGCCGUGCACGACUGGGCGACACUUCUGACCAUGACCUUGGAGAUGCCGACCGUAUGUCGGUCGCUUCAGAGGCUUCUACCGCCAGUUCUACUUCAAGACCUUCAGCUGGCCGUAGGACUCUCUCUCGGAUUGAAGCGCUUGCGCAACCACGAAGGCCAAGAGUGUCUUCGCCUUCAGCUCGGAGUGAUUCAGAGGCUACAUCAGGCAGGAUCAGGGGCUUCACCCCACGCCCAGCCCCUGAGAGUGCACUGCGCCUGGGUCUCCGGUCCACAGCACCCUCUUCCACUGUGGUAGUCCCCAGAGCCAGAGCGAACAGUGCUUCCAAGUUGCCUGAUAAGUGUGCUGGUGCUCCUCAUGUUCAAAGUACACCAGCAGCAAGUGGAAAGUGGCGCCGUGUACCUAUUGAAUAUGCUUCUACUUCGGAAGAUGAGUAUGGCUCGAACCGUCACCCCACUCAGCACACCCGUCUACGUCCAAUAGCUCCACAGGUGGCUCAGUUAGGGGGUUCAGCCCCUGCGACACCCAGCCCUGGCGGUGUCUUCAUGCUGCGACACCAGUCCAGCAGAGAACAGGAUGAUUAUAUGAGAGACUGGACUGCUCACAGUGAAGAGAUCGCCAGAAUCAGCCAAGACCUGGCAAAGGAUUUGGCCAUGCUGGCACGCGAGAUUCACGAUGUUGCCGGUGAGAUUGACUCUGUUAGUCCCUCCUCCGCACCCUUGACUUCGGUUGAGGACCGUGUGUUUGAGGACGUCCUUGGCAGUGCUCCAGAAAUCAGUAGCAAAGGAGUUGAAUUAAGACCUCGUGGUGUUAUCAGCAGUCAGGAUUCUCGAUCCAUCCGCCGUCGUACCUGGAACCGAGAUGAGGGUGUACUGGACAGUUUGUUGCUGGCAUCGGUUUCCCAGCUCUCAGCAAAAAUCAGACAAGCUGUGGAAAAGACAGCCAACAAAAUCAGGAUUUUAUUCAAAGACAAGGACAGAAAGUGGGAAGAGAUUGAGAGCAAACUGCAGGCAGAGAAUGAGGUGCCUCUCCUCAAGACAUCCAAUCAGGAGAUCUCUUCAAUACUCCAGAACCUGAAAAAAGUGGAACGACAUUUGCUGGUGAUUGAUAUUAUCGUAGACCCUGAUGGUACUUUGGAUGCUCUGAGCAGUUUGGGUUUGAUCAGCCCACUGAUGGCCGAUAACAGAAUCAGUCCUGGCACACAAGAUCCAGCUGGCAGUCAGGAUGGAGAAGGAUCGGCCAGUACCACUGCAUUACCCUCUGCAUAUUCAGAGGUCGCUGAACGAGAUCUUGGCCUGCAGGAGAAGAGCAAAGAGCAGCACACUGCCAAUACAAACUAAAUGACUGUAAAGAGUUUCCGCCGAGAUCCUGCAAUGGUGUUAAAGGCCUGAUCGACAGAGACUUAUGUGAAUAAUGUAAGGUAUGCUGUAAAACUUCCUAUAUGGCACUGCAUUUAAAAGUCUGCUUGAUAAAUUCUAUAUAUCAAUGGACGUAUUUUAAAUAAAGAAAAUAUUUUGAAAUAUAACACAAAUACAACCCUGUAGUCAGAAUAAUUAAAUAGUCAGUUCUGAAUGGCAGUACUGUAGAUGAUGCGAUUAAAGGGAACCUACUGUAUGGUCCGAUUCAUGAUUUUACAUUUCCUUUGGUGUGUAAGUGUGUAUUAGUACAUGUUAUUAAUAUGCAAAAGGUACAAACCCCAAAGUAAACGAUGACGCGAGUUAUUGUCUCCAA
Molecule: messenger RNA, 4630 nt
Organism: Misgurnus anguillicaudatus (oriental weatherfish)
Lineage: Eukaryota; Metazoa; Chordata; Actinopteri; Cypriniformes; Cobitidae
Source: RefSeq, a predicted model, not a curated record